This is a messenger RNA of Angiostrongylus costaricensis, 144 nucleotides long. NCBI's taxonomy places the organism in Eukaryota, Metazoa, Nematoda, Chromadorea, Rhabditida, Metastrongylidae. The record is from the annotation of a GenBank genome assembly.
AUGCACACCCACACAAACUUUUACCUCCUCAGUUUGGCGUUUUCCGAUCUCGUCGUCUUGACAUUCGGUACGUUUCUGCACUUUUUUCCUUUUAAUCUGUUUUUUGUUUUCAGCAGAGCUCACAGUAAACUAAGGACAGAUUAA